This is a messenger RNA of Cucumis sativus (cucumber), 2380 nucleotides long. Its product is annotated as oligopeptide transporter 6. Gene Ontology annotation, molecular function: oligopeptide transmembrane transporter activity. Lineage: Eukaryota; Viridiplantae; Streptophyta; Magnoliopsida; Cucurbitales; Cucurbitaceae. The record is from RefSeq and is a predicted model, not a curated record. Gene Ontology annotation, biological process: transmembrane transport.
CUCACCUUGCACACUGAUUACAAUGUCGAGUAGUGUUGUAUCUGAGAUUCAAAGUGCAGAACCUGCCGAGGUGACAGUUGACGAUGCGUGUCCGAUCAAGCAGGUCGAUAUUACGGUACCCAAAACCGAUGACCCCAACUUGCCAGUUCUCACAUUCAGAAUGUGGAUUUUGGGGAUUGCGGCUUGUGUAAUACUCUCGUUUGUGAACCAGUUUUUCUGGUACAGAUCGAACCCACUGUCGGUAUCUUCUAUUGCUGCACAAAUUGCUGUUGUGCCUCUUGGUCAUUUGCUGGCCAAGACGCUUCCAACUCAACAAUUUUUCAAAGGCACACGGUUUGAGUUUACUAUGAAUCCUGGACCCUUCAAUAUAAAGGAGCAUGUUCUGAUUACUAUUUUUGCCAAUUCUGGUGCUGGCUCUGUUUAUGCUACGCAUAUUUUGACUGCUGUUAAGCUUCUUUACAAGAGACAACUCACUUUUGUUCCUGCUUUGCUCAUCAUGUUCACUACUCAGGUGAUAUGAACGUUUUUCAUUGUGGAAAAUAUUGAAAUGGUUGUUAUGAUCUAUUUGUAUUAUGAUGUUCGUAACAUUAUAUGUUCCUUGUUAUUGUAGAUUCUUGGAUUCGGUUGGGCUGGGAUUUUUAGGAAAUAUUUAGUCGAACCAGGGGAGAUGUGGUGGCCAUCUAAUUUGGUUCAAGUCUCAUUGUUUAGAGCUCUGCACGAUAAGGAAAAAAGACCAAAACGAAGCACAACUCGCACACAAUUCUUCCUCUUGGCCAUGAUUUGCAGCUUUGCUUACUAUGUUUUUCCUGGCUAUCUUGUCAUGAUGCUCACCUCUUUCUCAUGGCUUUGUUGGUUUAAUUCCAACUCUCUCUUGCUUCAUCAAGUGGGUUCUGGCAUGAAUGGCCUUGGACUUGGUGCAUUUGGUAUAGAUUGGUCUACGAUUUCAUCAUACCUUGGAAGUCCUUUAGCCAGUCCUUGGUUUGCCACUGCCAAUGUUGCUGUUGGGUUUGUUAUUGUGAUGUAUGUCAUGACACCCCUUAGUUAUUGGUUAAAUGUGUAUGGGGCCAAAAGGUUUCCUAUAUAUUCAAGCAGCCUUUUCAUGGCGAAUGGUCAUGAAUACAAUAUUUCAAGCAUAGUCAAUUCAAAUUUCCAUCUUGAUCGAGGGGUUUACAGCACAACUGGGCCCGUAAAUCUCAGUACCUUCUUUGCUUUGACCUAUGGUCUUGGAUUUGCUACACUUUCUGCUACUGUUAUGCAUGUCUUUCUCUUCAAUGGAAGGGAGUUGUUGAACCAAAGUAUGAGUGCAUUUGGUGGGAAGAGAAAAAUUGACAUCCACACAAAACUUAUGCAAGCUUAUAAACAAGUACCAACAUGGUGGUUCAUCAUCAUCCUUAUAUUGAACAUUGCACUCUCCGUUUUUGCUUGUCAAUAUUACAAUGCCUCACUUCAAUUGCCUUGGUGGGGUGUACUCUUAGCUUGUUUCAUUGCCUUAUUUUUCACACUUCCCAUUGGCAUCAUUAAUGCUACCACAAACCAGGCACCUGGUUUGAACAUUAUUACAGAAUACAUUAUUGGUUAUGCAUAUCCCGAACGCCCGGUGGCCAACAUGUGUUUCAAGGUGUAUGGAUAUAUUAGCAUGACACAAGCUCUAACAUUCGUGUCUGACUUUAAGCUUGGUCAUUACAUGAAGAUUCCACCCAGAACAAUGUUCAUGGCUCAGGUUGUAGGGACAAUCAUAGCAGUGUUUGUUUACAUUGGAACUGCUUGGUGGUUGAUGGGAUCAAUUCAAGAUCUGUGUGACACCAACCUGUUACCAGAAAACAGCCCAUGGACUUGUCCAAUGGAUCGAGUGUUUUUCGAUGCAUCUGUAAUAUGGGGACUUGUGGGGCCUCGUAGAAUCUUUGGAGACCUUGGAGAAUAUGGAGCUGUGAAUUGGUUCUUCCUUGGUGGAGCAAUUGCCCCUUUGCUUGUAUGGAUUGCACACAAGAUGUUUCCUAACAAAACAUGGAUUCGCCUCAUCCACAUGCCAGUUCUGUUGGGUGCUACGGCGAUGAUGCCACCGGCUAGCGCGGUGAACUUCACGAGUUGGUUAACAUGUGGUUUCCUGUUCGGAUAUUUUCUUUUCAGAUACAAGACAGAGUGGUGGAAGCGCUACAAUUACAUAUUGUCUGGUGGGUUGGAUGCUGGAACUGCAUUCAUCACAAUACUCCUUUUUCUUACAUUGGGAUCAAAGGGUAUUGAUUGGUGGGGAAAUAAUAUUGAUGGAUGUCCAUUGGCCUCCUGCCCUUCUGCUAGAGGAGUUGUUGUUGAUGGCUGUCCAGUUUUCUAAUCUUUUAUAUUUCUUAAUUUAGCAUAAUUUUUCUUUCUUAAUUCUUCUUUU